Molecule: messenger RNA, 2349 nt
Organism: Penicillium daleae
Lineage: Eukaryota; Fungi; Ascomycota; Eurotiomycetes; Eurotiales; Aspergillaceae
Exons: 2
Coding region: 1-2349 (782 amino acids)
Source: RefSeq, a predicted model, not a curated record
AUGCCCCUCUUCAGGAAUCGAAAGUCCAAGUCUCCGUCCCAUCCCUCCACCCCGUCCCCUCCGUCGCGAGAUCCCAGCUCCGUCGAACAGCUGCUGGUCCACCCCGCGUUUGGGACUCCGCCGGCCCCCAUCAACAAUAACCACAAUAACCACAACAACCACAACAACAUCAACAUCAACAUCAACAACAGCAAUCCUCGUCUCGAAGACUACACGGACCAUCGCAGCUCCGAUUAUCGUCACAACUACGACGGAUCCGGCUCAAUCAUCUCCACUACCACCGACUUACCUCAGCCACAACCCUCACAUCAGCGGCCACCUCAGCUUCAGGAACCCACCCAAUUGCCCUCCUCCUCCUCGCUGCAUCGUUCCCAGAGCCAGCGUCAGCGUCCCCUGCAACAACGCGACCGACCGACUGUCAGUGUGGUCCCCCCUGAAGAGCCCCCGCCUCGUCGUUCCAAAAAGAGCUUGUUCGGGCGACCCCCGUCCGGUUUCCUCGACCGCAGUGUUUCCGUCAAGGGGAAGUCCAUCUCCCUUCCUAUUUCCCAUCCCAGCUCUCAGCCCACCUCACCGCAGCACUCCCUGGGCCCGACCGACGAGGAGCAGUAUCAUCAUCCACCGAGCUAUUCGGACAACUCGUCCCCGAUCUCUAAUCGUCCUUCGUAUGAACCGCGGGCGGUAUCGCUAGCCUACCACCAGCAGUACCACCAGCAGCAGUUUCAGCGAACGUCGCGAGACAAUCUCGAGUGGCCCCUACAGCAGCAUCAGCAGCAAUUGCAAUUGCAUCACCGCGCUCUCCCAUCCCCUCUCGAACGCUCCAACACCGAUCCAAGCUUCCUCGAGCAACCCUCUGCCCGCCCAUCCCCCACCGACGCGCCGCCCGAAUCCCCCCGUUAUACCCCAGAUCACCCGGGCCAUCGGAGCCAGCAGUCCCUAUCACGGACCCAGGAUCUGGUAUUCAAUUCCCGGCCCCCUUCCCGGCAGACUCUCGAGUCCCUUGCCCCAGUCUGUCCGCAAAUCUCUCCUGACGCCAUGCAGCAGGCUUCCACACAGGUGCCACCAUCCCAGAGUCAGCCGCAGCAGCAGCAGCCUCCAUCGACUUCACUCGCGAACGAACGGGCCCCGGGCGAUUCGAAGCGACAGGAUAGUACGGUUCAGACCAUGCCAGAACCGGGACGGGGCACUCCAACCGGGUCACGGACAAUCGAAGACCCCGGCGAGAUCGAUGUGCGGGCAUUACUGCAGAAGCAUGAGGAAUUGCAGACUAAAUACUCCAAGGUGAAGCGGUACUACUUUGACAAGGAAGCGCAGGUGCAGCAUCUUCAGAAUACAGUGGCCCAUCAGCGCAUGGCCGUGUCUCGCACCGUAUUAGACGAUAAUGAAUACGCCAACCGGUUCACGCGAUUGGAUGGUGCUAUCAAGGACCUGGCCUUUUCGGUGCGAAAGGACUGGCGUGGUAUCCCGCCAUGGCUGCACGGUUUGGUCACGGAUGAUGCGACCGACGUGGGUACCAAGGAGAUGACGGCAGUAGGGCGAGCCGUGAUCAGUCGGUGGUUAGUGGAACAGGUCUUUCAGCGACAUUUCCAUCCCGCCCUGGACCCAAUCCUGAGCAUUCAACUGAAGAGUAUCGAGAUGAAUCUCCGAAGACAGCAGAUGCGACCGUCUACGGAUGAAGACCGCGAGAAUUCGAUCGUGCGGCUUUCCAACUGGCGCCGGACAACCUUUGACGGACUCGGUGAUAUGCUUUCUACUCCGGCUGCUCAUGAGCACCGUGCAGAGCUGGUUGAACGUUUGAUCGCCGAGCUUGCUUCUUUCCUGAGCGGUCACUUGCAUGAUCCAGCCUUGCCAGGCUUGGAGGCUAGCGUGCGGAUGAUCAUCGAGAAUACCAUCAACAUCGCGGAGAAGAUCCCACUUGAGGCCCGCGAUGUCUGCGUGGAGUACUUCCCACCCAACAUCUCCUUUGUGGAAGGGUACAUGAAAGUGGAAAGCGGACUGCCACCACUCUCUCAUCAACCCCCACCACCAGCAGACCCAGAGGCGGAUGACUCUGCGGCUGUCGAAGACGACUCCUCGCCUGCUUCCAACUCGACCGGACCCGGAGAUAUCGGGACAGCACCCGCACACAGGCCGCAAAAGAAGUCUGUCUUUGGAGCACUCAUAGGCCGUAAACCCGCCGGUCCGGUUUCAUCCCGUCCCUCUCCCGGGCCAGCACACGAUGAAAAGCCCGCCGUGGCGGAGGAACGCGAGACCCAGCCACGGAUACGCUUCGCAGCCUUCCUGACGGUGGAAGUACGCGGUAAAGGUCCAUCAAUGGUUCUAGUCAAAGCCCCCGUAUGGAUGAUGGAGUGA